AUGGGCUUCUUGGAGGAGGAGGGCAGCUGGAGCCUGUGCUUCUCUGGUGCCGGCUUCCUGGGUCUCUACCAUGUGGGCAUGGCCCAAUGCCUGCGCCAGCGUCCGCGCCUCCUCCAGGGCGCCCACCGCAUCUACGGCUCCUCCUCUGGGGCGCUCAGUGCUGUUAGCAUCAUAAGCGCAAGUCCAUUGCCUGCAGACUUCUGCUGCUCCCAAGUCCUGGGCGUGGUCAAGCAGGUGGAGCGGCUGAGCCUGGGCAUCUUCCACCCGGCCUACGCACCUGUGGAGCACAUCAGGCAGCAGCUGGCAGAUCAUCUCCCCGACAACAUUCACAUCCUGGCCUCCAAGCAGCUGGGCAUCUCUCUGACCCACUGGCCUGAUGGCAGCAAUCUCAUAGUCACGAGCUUCGCCACCUGCAAGGAGCUCAUCCAGCGUUACAUCAACGGGGGUCUGAGCAACACCAUGCCCUUCUUGGAAUCCCCCUCCACCAUCACUGUGUCGCCCUUCCACGGGACUGCGGACAUCUGUCUCCAGAGCGCCUCGGCCAGCCUGCAUGAGCUGAACGCCUUCAACACCAGCUUCCAAAUCUGCACCAAGUACAUCUUCCUGGUGCUCGAGACCCUCAUAUCCCCCAGCCCUGAGGUAGUGGCCGACAGCUGCAGACAAGGCUACCUGGAUGCCCUGAGGUUCCUGGAGAGACGUGGACUCACCAAGGAACCAGUGCUGUGGACACUGGUGUCUAAGGAACCCUUAACCCCUGCUGACGGGCCCUGGGAUGCUGGCCAUGACAGAGGCCAGAAGGCAGACCUGUCUCUCAACUGGAAAGUGCCCAACGUGCUGGUCAAGGACGUGCCCAACUUUGAGCAGCUCUCGCCAGAUCUGGAGGCUGCACUGAAGAAAGCUUACCUGAGGGAACCCAGCCCCUGGGCUCGCUUCUGCCGGUCGGUGCCCAGCCAGGUGCUGACAUACCUGCUGCUGCCCUGCGUGCUGCCCUUCGAGUAUGUCUACUUCCGGAGCAGAAGGCUGGUGGCAUGGCUGCCCAAUGUGCCAACGAACUUGGUGGAUGCAGGGCCUGCUGAGGUGCCUGGCCCUCGAGGUCUACUCCAGGAUGAGGGCCCAGCUCCUGGGGCCGGUCAGGCAGGAGACCCCGAUAGUCCUCCCAUCACUUGA
Molecule: messenger RNA, 1167 nt
Organism: Cynocephalus volans (Philippine flying lemur)
Lineage: Eukaryota; Metazoa; Chordata; Mammalia; Dermoptera; Cynocephalidae
Gene: PNPLA5
Product: patatin like phospholipase domain containing 5
Exons: 8
Coding region: 1-1167 (388 amino acids)
Biological process (GO): triglyceride catabolic process; lipid homeostasis
Cellular component (GO): membrane; cytoplasm; lipid droplet
Molecular function (GO): triacylglycerol lipase activity
Source: RefSeq, a predicted model, not a curated record